Molecule: messenger RNA, 1395 nt
Organism: Meyerozyma guilliermondii ATCC 6260
Lineage: Eukaryota; Fungi; Ascomycota; Pichiomycetes; Serinales; Debaryomycetaceae
Gene: APM4
Product: Apm4p
Exons: 1
Coding region: 1-1395 (464 amino acids)
Biological process (GO): clathrin-dependent endocytosis; intracellular protein transport
Cellular component (GO): AP-2 adaptor complex; cytoplasmic vesicle
Molecular function (GO): clathrin-cargo adaptor activity
Source: RefSeq, a predicted model, not a curated record
AUGAUCAGUGGACUCUACAUAUUCGAUGCCAAAGGAGAUGUCCUUAUCUCCAAGCUAUACCGAAGCGGCAUAGGAAGAAACAUCUCAGACGUAUUUCGAAUCCAUGUCAUUUCGGCUGCUUCCAAUCGUUCCGCAAUACGUUCUCCGGUGCUAACCCUCGGAUCCACUUCGUUCAUUUACAUCCGUUCCGGCCACUUGUGGCUCUGUGCCGUGGCCAGGUCAAACCAGGACUGUGCUACUAUCAUGGCGUUUCUUUUCCGGUUAGAAACCUUGCUCAAACUGGUAGUUGGUGAAAAACAUCCGUUGACCUCUGACGCCAUCAUCAACCAUUUUUCCUCCGUCUACGACAUUGUAGACGAAGCUGCCAACUUUGGGUACCCAAUUGACACCAAUCCAUCCUAUUUCCUGGUCCAUGGCUCGUCAGAGCUGCUGGGUUCAUUUUUAAAACGACCCAAAAGUUUGGCGAAAAAACGCUCUUCAGGCACAAUUGCUACUUUGGGGCUCCCCAAAAUCGGCAAUACUUCCUCUGCUUCACUUGACCGAACCGCAGGCCACGACACAGGUGUAUCGUGGCGACAACCAGGCAUAAAAUACCGCCGGAAUGAAGUUUUCGUGAAUAUCGAAGAAAAGGUUUCGGCACUCAUAAGUCCAGAAGGUGGGCUGGUACUUCGUUCUUCCGUCGAUGGUACCGUUAACAUGCGAACACAUUUAUCUGGAAUGCCUGAGUGCAGAUUUGGGUUGGGUGACGACUGUGUUUUCCUCAGCUCGGCAUCGUCGCAUCUGUCAGAUACAGAUUCCGGAGUGGUUUUGGAAAAUACAAAACUUCACCAUUCCGUUGACCUUUCACGUUUUGACUCGAAUCGAGAGAUUCAGUUCAUUCCUCCGGAUGGAGAAUUCCAGUUGAUGUCGUACCAUUGCCUGUCAAACAUAAAUCUUCCGUUCGACAUCAUUCCAGAAAUACAUCAACUGGGCCACAAAAUCGUCUACAAAAUCAAAAUCAGGUCUCUUUUCCCUUCGAAAAUUGCUGCUACUGGCGUGGUGAUUCGAGUCCCAACUCCUCAGGGAGUAGUGAGAAACUAUGCGUCGCCAACCCAAGGCAAGGCCAAAUUUCACCCCGAAGAAUCUGCCAUUCUUUGGAAAUUUAACAAACUCUUUGGCGACCAACUGCAUACAUUAACUGCUGAAGUUGGUUGGAAUGAAACCACCAAUUAUGAGGACGAAGAUACUGUUCUCAAAUGGCAACGGCCACCGAUAAAAAUCGACUUUCAUCUUGAUAUGUAUGCCUGCUCAGGGCUCACUGUGAAGUUCUUGAAGAUUCACGAUAAGUCCAACUAUCGAACUAUAAAAUGGGUCAACUACAAAUGCACAGCAGGUAACUACAAUGUUCGUUUUUAG